Messenger RNA from Sphaerodactylus townsendi, 1092 nucleotides. Its product is annotated as olfactory receptor 51G2-like. Gene Ontology annotation, biological process: G protein-coupled receptor signaling pathway. NCBI's taxonomy places the organism in Eukaryota, Metazoa, Chordata, Lepidosauria, Squamata, Sphaerodactylidae. The record is from RefSeq and is a predicted model, not a curated record. The coding region runs from base 136 to 1092 and encodes 318 amino acids. Gene Ontology annotation, cellular component: membrane. The transcript is spliced from 2 exons. Gene Ontology annotation, molecular function: G protein-coupled receptor activity; olfactory receptor activity.
UGGAAGUCUCCUCUUUCUAGAAUCUGAGGCUCCCCCCAAAGGCAUUCAAGAAGACCUCCGGAACUGACUUGCUCGAAGUCCUCCAGCUGGAGAGGAGCUGGGAGGUCCAGAGGCACAAAUCCUCGCAAGGCGGCCAUGUCCUCCUCCAACGAGUCUCUUGGCCCCCCAGCUUUCUUCUUGACGGGCUUCCCUGGCUUGGAAAAAUCCCACAUCUGGAUUUCCAUCCCCAUCUGCUCCAUGUACUUAGUGGCCAUUGCUGGGAACUGCACUAUCCUCUUCAUGAUCCGGACAGACCCAACCCUCCAUGCGCCCAUGUACUCUUUCCUCUCCAUGCUGGCCCUCUCAGACCUGGGCUUGUCUUCGGCCACUUUGCCCACCAUGCUGAGUGUCCUUUGGUUCAACCACCGCCCGAUCCACUUCGAUGCCUGCCUGACCCAGAUGUACUUCAUCCACACCUUCUCCAUUGUGGAGUCAGGGAUCCUACUCUCCAUGGCCUUUGAUCGCUUGGUGGCCAUCCGCAACCCGCUGAGAUACACAUCCGUCUUGACCAAUGAAGCCGUCAUCAAGAUUGGGGUGGGGGUUUUCCUGCGAGCCGCCUUCCUUGUGUUCCCUGCUUCCUUCCUCCUGAAGAGACUGCAAUAUGGAAAAAUAAAUGUUCUUUCCUAUUCAUUCUGUUUGCACCAGGAUAUUCUGAGUGUGGUGCGCUCAGACAGGAAAACGAGUAGCAUCUAUGGCUUGAUGGUGGUGCUCACUUCCAUGGCUACUGACUCUGUCUUGCUCAUUGUGUCCUAUAUCCUGAUCCUCACAACUGUGCUGAGCAUUGCCUCCACAGUAGAGCGACUGCGGGCCCUGAAUACCUGCAUCUCCCACAUCUGUGCAGUCCUUACCUUCUACAUACCUAUGAUUGGUCUCUCUAUGAUCCACCGAUAUGGGAAAAACGCCCCCCCAGUGGUUCACAUUCUCAUGGCCAACGUCUACCUUUUGGUGCCACCCCUGAUGAACCCAAUUGUGUACAGCGUGAAAACAAAACAAAUCAGAACACGGAUCGUGAAAAAGUUCUGGAAGGGUAAAGGCUCCCGUGAAGCCGCUUAG